GUCUUGGUCGAGGUGGUUACACCUAGAAUUUGGGUCGUGGUAUCCGCCCGGGACAGGAAGAGUUACCUGAGACAAGACAACACACCGUCUUAUUCCAACCUCGCUUUCUCUCUCUUAUCGGUCCAGAUCGCGACUCUGAGCCAAGAAUCUCAAGAUGGGUGAAUGGAAGAACGGUCUCUUCGGUUGCUUCAACAACUUCGGGGUGUGCAUCAUCACCUACUUCGUCCCGUGUGUGACGGCCGGCCAGAAUGCCGAGAAGGCGGGAGUUGGUGGGUGCGUCCCCUGCGCCAUCGUGUCCAUGCUGGGCUGUAUCGGCAUCUACUUCAUGGCCAAAACCAGGGAAAAGACAAGAGAGCUAAAGGGAAUAGAGGGCAGUUUCGUGAUGGACUGUGUGAUGUCCUGGAUCUGUCCACUCUGCUCCCUCGUUCAAGUGGCUCAGGAACUGGAGGACGUGCCAGCAGGUGGUUCCAUGGUCCGCGAAUAACUGCCGAAAGCUGCAGCCAAGGAGAUUUCUGGAGACGACAGACAUUCCCCGCGACCGACUGUCAGGAAAACGUAGUUGUAACAAUGUUGUUCUCAGCCUCCAGGAUCAUGUGUGUAUAUUUGUCACCACUUUCAAUGAGAACAGAAGAAUGUAUAAGGCAUAAGCACUAGAUAUAUUGAAUGUUGUGGCAUCUAGUGUCUGAGGGUAGGCCUUCAAGAUAUGGUCAAGGCUUGCACAAACACAGGCCUUGGGUUUUUUUCCUUUGGGAAAAAAUGGCCAUAACUCGGGGCAGUGUCCUAGGACACUGGAGGAAUUUAGCAGAGUUCAAUAUAUCUACUUGUUUAUGCGUUAUUAAUUGUCUGAUGUGAACAAUUUGAAUUUCCCCUGAUUGUUUUUAGAAGUAGAAAUAAUAAUUCCUAAUUGUGUUCCUGAAACAAUGUUUAGUGAUGUUCCCUCAUAACAUGUUGAGAUUCUUGCUGUGUUGGCAAUCAUACUAUGCAAAUGACGAUUUCCAAUAUGCUAUUCAAAGUAUAGAUAGAUUUUGUAAGAUUUAUAAAAAUAUGAGAGCAUUUUCAUAAUUUUUCUUGCAGGAAUAUCAUUGGAGGGGUAGUACAUUUUCCAAGUUUAAAAUUUCAAGCUCAAAAAUUAUGAAAAUUAAAAGAUUACUUUUAAAGAAAUUGUUUUCAUAGUGGGCAAAAAAGACAUAUUUUUUUCAGGAUGAACUGUACAAAAAAGUGUGAAUUGCGAGCACAUUAAAUUCUUGAAGGAGCCACAAAAUUUGUCAUGAAUCUUACAAAUAAUAUCUCAUACUACUUGAUGUGAAUAAUCGAACAAUCACAAUCAAUUACCAUUCCCAGUUACAACCCGAAGCUUGCAUUUUUUGUUUGUUUCAAAAUGCCACCUACCUGGAUUCUGGAAUCAUUGUUUUGAAAACAUCAUUGGAAGUAGGAAAAUCUGAAGAAAAAUUACCAAGUUGUUGGCUCAUGUAAUGAUUGUGUCCUGCUUAAUACAACAGCUGCUGUAUCAUGGUAGUGCAUGUCCACCAUGUAUUGUUCUUUUAAAACAAUAAAUCGAGAAUCAAGGUAGCAAAAUUCUGAUACAACCACUGUAAGUUCUUUGUCAUUGUCAAAAUAAAUUUUCCCCCACUCAUUUUAAAUUUUGUAUUAAGCUCUGUAUGAUAAUCGUCUCGAAUUAAUCGCCCUAGCUCUUGUGUAGGUCAGUGGAAAAGAUUUAAGAACUUAUAUAAUGUUUUCUCUACUCUUGUGGUGGUUGUGUGUAACAUGUGCCUUUACAUAUAGAUUGCUCUGCACUUAAAUAUGAAGCUGUCUAGACUCCCAAAUGGUAGAAACUGCAAUGUGCCUUAUAAACAUACUUUAACGUUUCAUUACUAUCUGGACUUAAGAUCAGAAGUGGCAGCUACAGAAGUUAAAAUGUAAGCAGUCAUCUAGUGAAAUAUGUACAAACAAUGCAGAUAAAGAUUCAGCUACAGAUGUCCUUGUGCAAGAGUGUAUUUCAGACGGCUUUCUCAUUUGAGAAAAAAAAGGCGGUAACCAGAGGCAGAAAUUUACAUGUACACCUGAACAGAUGUACAAUAUUUUACCAAAAGUUACUGUUCUGCUGAGGUGACUAGACAGGCCCAUAUCUAAGUGCAGAGCUCUUUUUGUAGGGAAUAUACAUUUGUAACUCGUUACCUCUUUGCUUGGAAUGACCAAAUCUACUGAGUUUGAAUUAAACAAUUUCACAUAAA
Molecule: messenger RNA, 2231 nt
Organism: Branchiostoma belcheri (Belcher's lancelet)
Lineage: Eukaryota; Metazoa; Chordata; Leptocardii; Amphioxiformes; Branchiostomatidae
Product: protein PLANT CADMIUM RESISTANCE 2-like
Exons: 3
Coding region: 155-484 (109 amino acids)
Source: RefSeq, a predicted model, not a curated record